AUGGCAUUCUACUCAGAAAUGCUUGCAAAGGUAAGAAACAUGUUGCAGAGUUGGAAAGGAAAACUUUUGUCCUUUGGAGGAAGGGCAGUACUCCUACAACAUGUGCUGCAGGCAAUGCCUAUGCACUUAUUGGCAGUUGUGGAUCCUCCAUCUUUUGUAAUAGACAAGUUACACAAGAUCUUUGCUCAGUUCUACUGGAGUAAUAAUAUAGGAGAGAGUGGCAGGCAUUGGGCAAAAUGGAAAAAGGUCUGUUUGCCUGUGCAGGAGGGAGGUUUGGGAUUUAGAUCACUUGGAGACAUAUCAAUGGCCUUGUUUGCUAAGUUAUGGUGGAGCUUCAAGACUAAACCAUCCUUAUGGAGUGCUUUCAUGAGCAACAAAUAUUUAAAGAAGAAUAAUUCAAUUUUUGUCCGUUGGAAACAAGAGUCUCAUUUUGAUAACUGGUCUGGUCUAGGCCCAUUAUAUUUCAUUGUCCCUCUUGAAUUUCAAUGUAAUGAAGCCAUAGAGAAUGUGUCUGAUGUAGUUACUGAUGGUAGGUGGCAUGUACCUGCCAUCAGAAAUAAUUUGCCUGAGGAUUUGGCUGAAUACAUCUUGCAUGAAGUAAAACCACCUGCUAAACCUAGAGAGAUUGACAAGCCUUGGUGGAUGUUGGAGACAAAUAGUGUUAAAUCUGCAUGGGAAUAUUUAAGGAAUAGAGGUGAAAAGAAGGAGGUGUAUAAGAAAAUUUGGGUCAAGGGACUGCCAUUCAAAAUAGCUUUUCUGAUGUGGAGAGUAUGGCAUUUCAAAAUUCCUCUUGAUGAGGUAGUAAAGAGCUGGGGAUAUCAUAUGCCUUCUAGGUGCUUUUGUUGUGUAGAACCAAAGGAAGAGACUGUUCCCCAUAUAUUCUUGAGAAGUACCACUGCACAAGCAACAUUGAAAUAUUUUUGUGCAGCAGCUGGAAUAAACGUUGAUGGUAUGCACUUGCAUCAGCUUUGGAAAAAAAGAAAUGGAGAUAAGAAUAGGGGCAAGGUGUCAACUAGCAGAGUUAUUUAUCAGGCUUCUACUGAUAUUCAGCAGUUGGUGAGAAGUAGGAAGCCUGGAAUCAAAACAACUCCACAUAGGUGGCAUGACAUUCUGAAGAUGUUGAAAAGGGAUCUGAUAUAUGCAGAGGCUAGGAGAAUGGGAGAGUGUACAAAUACUGAAUCAGAGGCUAAAGCACUUCUGCAGGCUGCAAGAUCUUGCUUGUCCAAACAUGUCUAUUCCUUCUAUCUGGAAACUGAUUCUUUACUAUUAAAUAAUAUUUUGGAUAGAGAGUGGAAGCCUCCAUGGAACAUUACAUUUGAGGUUGAGGAGCUGCUAGAUAUCAAGGACUAUGCAGAGGUACAGGUUUUGCAUAUUAUGAGAGAGGGUAACCAGUUGGCUGAUCAUCUUGCCAACUAUGCCCUUGAUCAUGGAGAGGUUACAAACUUUGUAGUGGGAACAAGGUACAACACAUCAAGAAGAUUCAUACUUUGGUUUUUCUGCAUUUCCAGGUCACAGGAGUUAUUGUUAGUUAAAGGUUACAUAAUUGCAGACAUGAGGUUGGACAAGAUUGUAGGGGCUAUUAUACACGUGUAUUAUGCUGGUAUACUCAAAUAUACUGCUGAUAUUCGUGGACUGAUGACCAAGUUGUGCAUCAAGGUUUCAAACUUGGGACACAAAUUGGUUGACAUGUAG
Lycium barbarum (goji berry) is the source of this 1692-nucleotide messenger RNA. RefSeq lists its product as uncharacterized. Gene Ontology annotation, molecular function: RNA-DNA hybrid ribonuclease activity; nucleic acid binding. Lineage: Eukaryota; Viridiplantae; Streptophyta; Magnoliopsida; Solanales; Solanaceae. The record is from RefSeq and is a predicted model, not a curated record. The transcript is spliced from 6 exons. The coding region runs from base 1 to 1692 and encodes 563 amino acids.